GCACGCCGUGCGCCUGCGCAGAGAAAUCGCCGCUGACGGAGCGGGAUCUCGGUGGCCGUGUCCGGCGCGCUGAGGGCAGCUGGAACGUCUCGGGUGGCGGAGCCGCCAGAGGGGCCGGGAUGGCGGCGCCGUUCUCCCCUCGCAGGGAAGCCGUGGCUGCCGACCGGUGCUGGUUGGUGCUACUGUCACCCUUGCUGUUGGUGGCUUUGCUGGCGCGGCCCGCGGGGGCGCUGGUGGAGGGGCUGUACUGCGGCAUUCGGGACUGCUACGAGGUGCUGGGCGUGAGCCGCUCGGCCGGCAAGGCAGAGAUCGCGAGGGCCUACCGCCAGCUGGCCCGGCGCUACCACCCCGACCGCUACCGGCCCGAGCCCGGCGACCAGGGCCCAGGGCGGACGCCGCAGAGCGCCGAGGAGGCUUUCCUGCUGGUGGCGACCGCCUAUGAGACUCUCAAGGAUGAAGAAACACGGAAAGAUUAUGACUACAUGCUGGAUCAUCCAGAAGAAUACUAUAGCCAUUACUACCACUACUAUAGCAGGCGCCUUGCUCCCAAAGUGGAUGUUAGGGUAGUGAUUUUGGUCAGCGUGUGUGCUAUUUCAGUGUUUCAGUUUGUCAGCUGGUGGAAUAGCUACAAUAAGGCAAUUAGCUACCUAGCCACAGUGCCAAAGUACCGUAUCCAAGCAACAGAGAUCGCCAUACAGCAGGGACUGCUCAAGAAAGCCAAAGAAAAAGGUAGAAACAAGAAGUCAAAAGAAGAAAUUCGUGACAAGGAGGAGAACAUCAUAAAGAACAUUAUAAAAAGUAAAAUAGACAUAAAGGGAGGCUACCAGAAACCCCAAAUACAUGAUCUUCUCCUCUUUCAAAUUGUCUUAGCUCCUUUUCACUUGUGCUCAUAUAUAGUCUGGUAUUGCCGCUGGAUUUAUAAUUUUAACAUCAAAGGUAAAGAAUAUGGGGAAGAAGAGAGACUGUAUCUCAUUCGUAAAUCUAUGAAGAUGUCAAAGUCUCAGUUUGAUAAUCUAGAAGAUCAUCAGAAAGAAACUUUUCUUAAACGGGAGCUCUGGAUAAAGGAGAAUUAUGAGGUUUAUAAACAAGAACAGGAAGAAGAAUUAAAGAAAAAAUUGGCAAAUGACCCUAGAUGGAAGAGAUACAGGAGAUGGAUGAAGAAUGAAGGGCCUGGCCGGUUAACAUUUGUGGAUGAUUGAAGAUUGAUGGAAUGCUACUAUGUCAAACUUUAAUUUGAUAUUAUUUUUCAUAACUGAAUUAUUUUAGAAAUGUAUCAACUGCUCCUCAGCAGUAACUUAAAAUGCCAGAAGUAUUGAUUAAACAGAAUAAUGUAGAAAUAUCAACUUUCACUUAAAACUUUAUACAUAAAACAUUUAUGAUUGUUCAAUUUUUAUAAUGUAUUUAUGGAUUUUGUUAAAAGAUUUGACAUGAAAAUUUAUUAGUUGCCAUUUAAAAAUUUUAUAGUUCAGUUAAAGAUUUGACAUGAAAAUUUAUACCAUUUAAAAUUUUGGUGUGUUAAGUGUUUAUUCUUCGAGGGUGUUUCCUUAUUCUUUGUUAUACUGCUACAUUUUUCUGCUUUCAUGGCCUAUAUAUUUUCAUGAACUGUAAGAAAAUAGAAAAUGAUAACAUUUAAUUAUUGUGUCUUUUUGGACACAAACUUCUUCAGUGGAAUUAUUCAGCUAUCAUGUUGUCUUCAUUAUAGUCAUUGUAGGAUUGAAAUAUGUUCAAAUUAAUCUCUCUAGGAGAGUCUUCUGCUAGAAUGUCUUUAAAUCCCCACCUUUCAUUAUUACAGUACUCUUAAAGAUCAGAAACUCUCCAAGAGAGUGGGUCUAUCCUCAUGUCCUUGUAGGAUGAUCUUGAUUAUAGUCUCAUUAUAGGACUAUAACUGUAUUCUCAAACAUUUCUGCAGAAAGGGACUUUGUAAAAGGAUCUUUUGUACCACAGUACUUUUUUUGGGGGGGGUCCCCUCUAAUUUAAAAAAAUGACAAGAGAUAGUGUGCUGAAAAAUUGUUUAUAUAUUAUGAAGUCCUUGAUUGGUGAAAACUCCAUUGUACAUGAGAACAUUUAUAUGCAUUUAAACUAGAAAGAAGAUAUGCAUGGUUAUGUACUGUUCUCAACCACUGAAAUAUAAAUGUUUUUACAUAUAUGGAAAUCAAAGUAAAUGGCACAUAAUUUGAGUGAAUCAAAAGCAUGAUACUGUACCAAAGUAUCAGUACACAUUCAUGGUAGUGAAUCAGUACUCCUGUAAAGGAUUUAUCCUAUUGCUUCAUAUUAAUAAAUGGUUGUAAUAUA
Molecule: messenger RNA, 2292 nt
Organism: Heterocephalus glaber (naked mole-rat)
Lineage: Eukaryota; Metazoa; Chordata; Mammalia; Rodentia; Bathyergidae
Gene: Dnajc25
Product: DnaJ heat shock protein family (Hsp40) member C25
Biological process (GO): protein folding
Cellular component (GO): endoplasmic reticulum membrane
Source: RefSeq, a predicted model, not a curated record